AGAUCCUCAGGCUCUCUGGGCCAGAGUAUAAAAGGCAGCACAGUCAGAGGAGCUUCAUCCACUUCUGCUUUAUUCUCCUUGGUGGAAAAGCCUGGGUGACAACCCCCCUCCCACACCAGCCAUGUCCUGCUACGACCUGUGUCCCCCCACCUCCUGCGGGCCCACCCCGCUGGCCAACAGCUGCAACGAGCCCUGCGUGAGGCAGUGCCAGGACUCCACCUACGUGAUCCAACCCUCUCCCGUGGUGGUGACGCUGCCCGGGCCCAUCCUGAGCUCCUUCCCCCAGAACACCGCCGUGGGCUCCUCGGCCUCGGCCGCCGUGGGCGACGCCCUGAGCGCCGGGGGGGUCCCCAUCAACUCGGGGGGCUCCCUGGGGUUGGGAGGCAGCCUCGGGUAUUCGGGGCUGGGGGGCCUUUAUGGGAGGUCCUACCGCCGUUCCAACCGCUGCGGGCCCUGAGGAGGAGUCGAGGAACGGCCCCGAAGGGAUCCCCUCCAUCCCACCCCGGAGAUGAGGAGCGCGACCCAACUGCAGGACUGAGUUGGUGACCCACGGCUUGCUGACCCCCUCCUUCCCCUCAGCUUUCCCCCUGAGCUACUGGGACUGCAGGAGCUUGGCACUGCUGAUCUGAGGCCUCCCUGUGUUAUCAGCGAGGCGGGAGAAAUGCAUUUUUGGGUUGUUGCCUGUCCAGCUGUAAAG
Empidonax traillii (willow flycatcher) is the source of this 697-nucleotide messenger RNA. Its product is annotated as feather beta keratin-like. The record is from RefSeq and is a predicted model, not a curated record. Gene Ontology annotation, molecular function: structural constituent of cytoskeleton. The transcript is spliced from 2 exons. Bases 122 to 457 code for a protein of 111 amino acids. Lineage: Eukaryota; Metazoa; Chordata; Aves; Passeriformes; Tyrannidae. Gene Ontology annotation, cellular component: intermediate filament.